Messenger RNA from Blepharisma stoltei, 1101 nucleotides. Lineage: Eukaryota; Ciliophora; Heterotrichea; Heterotrichida; Blepharismidae. The record is from the annotation of a GenBank genome assembly.
AUGGAAAAUGAAUUUGGUGUGCCCUAUAAAGACAGGCAAUAUUGUGAAGAACCUCAUUACAGUAUAAGAGGGGUAUUUGAGCGGCUUCACUCAGACUCAUUUAUUAGGAACCAACAAAGAGAAGUCUCUAGAUGCAGUUCAAGCUCGAAACUAAAACCUAAGAUUUCAAUUGAAGACUUGCUAAGAAAUAAAUAUUCAAGAAAAAGCGAAAAAUCAAGCGCUGCUUCUUCAUGUGCACAAACGCCAAGAAUGAAUUUAGAACAAGCCCUUGCAAAUAGUCGGUUUACUAAUCGCUCAGAAAGAAAAAGAGAGAAUCUGAAUAAUAAAAAUGAUAAGUUACCCUCAAAUGAAAAAAUUAUCCCGAAACAAGCAGAAAUCUCACUAAAAGAAUUAGCAAAAAAUAUUGAAUGUGAAGAAGCUCCUUAUCCAACUAACAGAGUUUUGAGUUCAUUUUUUAAACAAAAUAUCCCAAGUUUAAAAUUAAAUCUAUCAUCCCAUUCUCAACCAGUAAACGAAAAUCUCAACACUAGCACAGUUUCUACGACAAAUCGAACUGAUCGAAAUAAGCCAAUGACUAUAGAACAAUUAAGAGAGCAGGUAAGAGCUCGUCCAAAAAUAUUUGAGCAUGAAGAACCUCCUGAUUUACUUGAUAUGGAUAUGCUGUCAAGAAAUGAAUUUUGGCUUCGUAGAAAACAAGAUAAAAUUAAAAAAGAAAGGGAAAAUAAAGAAAAAAACGCUAUGGUUGAGUGCACUUUUAACCCAAAAAUAGAUAGGUUGAGAUCAAACUCUUCUUAUUCAGCUUUGCCAAGCGCUAGAAGAUCGCCAUCUCCCCAUUUAAGCAAAAUGAAUUCAUACUCAAAGCAGCAUUUUUAUAAGAAGAAUUUCAGAUUUAACUCAAAUGAGAGACCAAGAAGGUUUUCAGUUAAAUCAGAAAAUUCUAUUUCUUUAGAAGUAAACUCACAACAACUGAUAAAUAAAAAUUUUCUGGAAAAAUGUCGCCCACUUUCACCGAAAGUGCAGAGAAUCGGGUAUGAUGCUGGAUUUAACACAAAUUCAUUUUUAAAUAGAGCUCAGCCUAUGGCAAGCUAUAAAUUAAUAUAG